AUGCGAAUAUCUGGUGGAGCCAAGUUCGGCAAAACUCCAUUUGUCGAUCGUUAUAUGAAAUGGCGAUGGGCUGUGCACGAAAGUUAUACACAAGCAGAGCGAGACAACCUUUCCGCACGGCUCACCGAAUACAAGAAAUGGUUCCUUGGAAAGAAAUUCAAAGUGACAGAGCCUGUACACGUCGGAUCGAUCGUCGUGCUUCCUAUUGAGAAUGAAGCGCCAAAUUAUCGUGACGAUCUACCUACGGAACCAACUUUGCUGAAUCGUGCUUCGUCUUGGAAUAUUUCCCCAAUCACGGAAGGCCCGGAGAUCACAAUCGUUACGGGGGCAAUUGCCUAUCAAUCGCGAAUUCCGAAUCGGCCGGGGCCGAUGCAAAUUAGAGUAUCAGUCGCUGAUCCUCCAGAUAUGAACAUAAUCGCAGGUUAUGCUGAAUGA
Molecule: messenger RNA, 435 nt
Organism: Dissoconium aciculare CBS 342.82
Lineage: Eukaryota; Fungi; Ascomycota; Dothideomycetes; Mycosphaerellales; Dissoconiaceae
Exons: 5
Coding region: 1-435 (144 amino acids)
Source: RefSeq, a predicted model, not a curated record